AGGGUGGUUUUGGACCUGUUUACAAGGGAGAACUAAUGAAUGGACUGUUUGUCGCUGUGAAACGUCUCUCCAAAAGGUCUGGACAAGGACUAGAAGAAUUCAGAAAUGAGACAGAAGUGAUUGCCAAACUACAGCACAGAAACCUUGUUAGGAUCUUAGGAUGCUGUGUUGAGAACAAUGAGAUGAUUUUAGUCUAUGAAUACAUGCCCAAUAACAGCCUCGACUUCUUUAUCUUUGCCUACAAGUGGGGGUUGUUGGAGUGGGCCAAACGCGUUCAAAUCAUUGAGGGCAUCGCUCAAGGGCUUCUGUAUCUCCACCAUUACUCCCGGCUGAGAAUAGUUCAUAGGGAUCUGAAAGCUAGUAAUAUUCUACUAGAUGCAGAGAUGAACCCCAAAAUCUCUGAUUUUGGCAUGGCGAGAAUCUGAGGAAACAACAUGCAAGCAAAUACUGAAAGGAUUGUCGGAACAUAUGGUUAUAUGUCUCCAGAAUAUGCAAUGGAAGGACUAUUCUCAGUGAAGUCUGAUGUGUUUGCAUUCGGAAUAUUGAUGCUGGAGAUUAUUAGCGGAAAGAAGAACACUGGUUUUUAUGGUUCUGAGUAUCUUAGUCUCCUUGGAUAUACGUGGAAUGCAUGGAUACAUGGAAGAGCAGUGGAGGUGGUUGAUCCAUCGUUGGAAAGGCCUGCUUCAUCUUCAGCUGUAUUAAGAUACAUAAAGAUCGGUCUACUGUGCGUUCAAGAAAAUCCAGCUGAUCGACCUUUGAUGUCAGAUGUGGUUGGCAUGCUAAGUAGUGAAGACGCGGAAAUGCCAUCACCCCUGAAUCCUGCUUUCACUGUUACGAGAAGCUCAAACAAAGUUCAAAUCUGCUCAGCGAAUGGUUUGACUCUCUCUCAUGUUGAAGCGCGUUGAAGUUUUCUUUCGUUGCAUAUGAUGAUUGAUUGUAAACCCCAAACUGCUCUUAUGGUUAUAAUAAGAGUUGAAAUAUUCAA
Messenger RNA from Salvia hispanica, 985 nucleotides. The record is from RefSeq and is a predicted model, not a curated record. NCBI's taxonomy places the organism in Eukaryota, Viridiplantae, Streptophyta, Magnoliopsida, Lamiales, Lamiaceae.